Molecule: messenger RNA, 1731 nt
Organism: Endocarpon pusillum Z07020
Lineage: Eukaryota; Fungi; Ascomycota; Eurotiomycetes; Verrucariales; Verrucariaceae
Exons: 1
Coding region: 1-1731 (576 amino acids)
Biological process (GO): asparaginyl-tRNA aminoacylation
Cellular component (GO): cytoplasm
Molecular function (GO): ATP binding; asparagine-tRNA ligase activity; nucleic acid binding
Source: RefSeq, a predicted model, not a curated record
AUGGCGACGUCUUCAUCCAUCUAUAUUGACGAGGACGUUGGCCGCGACGAUGACGCUGCCUUAGGCACAGAGUCCGCUCCAUACAAGACUCUCCUCCAUGCUAUGAUUAAACAUGCCCCAAGUGGUGGCAGCAUCUCAUAUCUGACCCGUAAAUCACAAACUGGGCCUGUCAGCGAAAAUGGUGAUCCUGCCGCCCGCCUGGAAUGGAAGUCAGCUACGAAAUCCGCCCUGAAGAAAGCCACCAAUCUCUACGAACAACAUGUUCGAAAACAGGCAAAGUCGGCAGAUCUGGUCAUGAGGGAAAAGCAGGAAGCUGAGAAGCGUCAACAAGUUCUUGAAGAGGCGAAGGCGGUCGUCAUCGAGGAGGACAAGUCAUUACCAAAACCAGUCAGAAUCAGACUUGACGAAACAGAUCCUUCUGUGGUUAGGCUAAGAGAAGGAGACGCUCCGGGUACACGAGUCCGGGUGCUGGGAAGAGUACAUCGGUUGCGCCAGCAGAAAGAUGUCAUAUUCUUAACACUCACAGACGGAUACGGUCAACUGCAAUGUGUUCUCACUGGUGAUCUCAUUCGAACAUAUGCCGCACUCACUCUGACCCUCGAAACCUCCCUCUCUAUCCAUGGCGAGAUGCGCGUUGUUCCUCCUCAGCAACGUGCGCCUCUUGACCGCGAGCUUCAUGCCGACUUCUUCAGCAUAAUUGGGGUUGCCGCUGGUGACAAGGAAGCCAUCACCACUCGUGUUCCAAAAGAUGCCGACCCACAGACGCUUUACGAUAACCGUCACCUGGUUCUGCGAGGCGAUACUGCUGCAUCUGUUCUCAAAGUACGGGCAGGCGCUUUGAGAGCGUUCCGACAGACAUUCCAGGAAGAACGUCUGCUUGAAGUCACUCCUCCUUGCAUGGUGCAGACACAAGUAGAAGGCGGCAGUACUCUUUUCAGCUUCGAUUACUACGGACAAACAGCAUACUUGACCCAGUCCUCCCAACUCUACCUCGAAACAUGUCUUCCUAGCCUUGGCGACGUCUUCUGUGUUGCCCCUUCAUUUCGGGCAGAGAAAUCCCUUACGCGUCGUCACCUCUCUGAAUACACUCACAUCGAAGGCGAACUCGACUUUAUCACGUUCGCUGACCUACUUGAGCAUCUUGAGAAAAUCAUAUGCCGUGUCAUUGAGCUUAUUUUGCAGGACCCUCAAAUGGCUGCCCUAGUGCGAGAGCUCAAUCCUGGCUUCAAGCCUCCGUCUCGACCUUUCCGGCGCAUGAAAUAUGCCGAUGCCAUUGAUUGGCUUGUGCAACAUAAUAUUCCUAAUGACGACGGUCAACCACAUUCAUUUGGUGAUGACAUUGCUGAGGCUGCAGAGCGAAAGAUGACUGACAUCCUCAACGUACCCAUCUUUUUGACACAUUUCCCUGUUGAGAUCAAGGCAUUCUACAUGAAGAAAGAUGAUUCAGAUCGACGAGUAACAGAAUCCGUGGAUGUUCUUAUGCCCGGAGUUGGUGAGAUCGUUGGUGGUAGUAUGCGCAUGGAGAACUACGACGAAUUGAUGGAAGCCUACAAGAGAGAGGGAAUUGGUAGUGAGCCAUACUACUGGUACACCGACCAGAGGAAAUACGGGACAAGCCCGCAUGGUGGUUAUGGCCUGGGGCUAGAAAGGUUUCUGGCAUGGAUGUGUGGCAGGUACACCGUCAGAGAGUGUUGUCUCUAUCCAAGAUUCACGGGCAGAUGCACGCCAUGA